CGCAAUUUCGCGUGCAUUCGGGAGAAAUUCGACGUGAGCAGUAGCGCAGGGCAGCAGGGAUGUGCCCGUGGUUCAACGAAGCCCCACAAGAAACCCCACAAUGAGGUUUUGAGGCUUGGUGAGUUGCGGUAGCCGGUGGGUGCGAUGGCGGAGGGCCAGGCAUCCCCGGCGCUUCAAAGCCUGCAGGAGCUGGUCUACAAGCUUGGUGAGCAAGCCAAGCAGCCAGAAAGAACAGCUCAAACAUGGGGCCAGAUCUCACAGAAAACACUGGUGCAUGUUUGUUUGCACGUUUCGUGUUUCACUCAGGCCAUCCAUCUCCCUCAACGCGCGACGCGGCGCUGUGCAACCUGCAGCAGAAGCUGUCGGACGGCCUUGUGACGGUGGCCGACCUGGAGCACACCAUUGGGCUGGGCCCGCUGGUGCUCCACUGGAUCAACGACAGGCAGCUGGAGGCGGCAGCCGCUCUGCCACUCGCACUCGACCUGCUCAAUCGGAUUGCAAAGGUCAGUCAAGGCGUCAGACAGAUCACAAACACUGGUGGGUUGCAGUGUGUGUAUUGCGGAUGUCUUGUGUGUUUGGGUUUAGGGGAGUAUGGUCCUUCGUCGGUCGCUUGACGAUGCGGGUGCGGUGCCGUUCCUGCAGGCCUUUGCACACCACCCCGUGGCCGGCCUCCACCACUCCCCCAUCACACAGAUCCUCGCCACACUCAUCAAGGCGCCCCCACCCACUGCCACUCAACCCUCCGCCUCCUCUGCCCAGCUGCCCUUUAACGUGGAGGCGCUGACCCCCCCGAGUGCCAAUCCCCCUGUGGGCGCAUCGCCGGCCUUCCCGGUGCGGCCCGCCACCUGGAACCCCACCCCACACAUUCGACGGCCAGCGCCAAGACCGUUCCCGUCGUCUCAUGCACAUCUGCAUCAUGCUGGCCAUCAUGUAGCUGACCCUGAAAGUGACAGGAGGGUGGCGGCGUCCCUCUCCCCGUCCGUCCGCCGGUGGGUGGUGCCCACCAAGGGUGAUGCGGCUCCAGCGGCUGUUGUCGAGUGCCCCCCGGUGCCACCGAGGAUGGCGGCAAUGGUAGCUGACCCACAGCAGCACCAUCAGCAGCACCAGCAGCACCAGCAGCAGCCGCGUGAUGCGUUCACCGACAUGAGGGCGGAAGCGCAUGAAGCGUGGGGCGGUGCGAGCGACUGGAGGGAGAGGGGGGAGGGUGACGGACACAACGACGGCCAUAGCAGGGGCAGGGAGAGGAGACGGAGAGGCCGCCACGGCCACGGCCAUGGCCAGGGCUACGGCGGCAGUGGUGGGGUGGAGAGUGUGCAGGAGGAGGAAAUGAAGGCCUGGUGGGACACCAAGGCGCUCACCAAGGACGGUAGGCACGCAGACAGAUAGGGAAAGCCUUCUAAACACAUGUCUAUCUAUCUGUUCGUAUGUAUCUGUUGGUCUGGUCUGGUUGUUAGGCGCGACGCUGUGUCGGUUGAGCCUCCCUGAUGAGCAGCAUGUUAGCAACAUCGGGUAGGGUACCAUAGAUAGAGACCACAGAGAGACCACACUGACAGCGUAGAGUCCUCAAUUCAUGUGUGUGUGUGUGUGUGUGUGUCGUCAUGCCUGCCUGGAUGCCUGGAUGGACGGAUGGACGGAUGGAUGGAUGGAUGCAUGCAGCGGUGACUUGAUCUACGGCACUUUGGACCAGACGCUCAACGCUUGUCGGUGUCUGCCUGAGACCAUACUCAUUGACUUCCCCCCCAUGUUCCUCAUCUAUAGAGACCAAAUCUGGCAGGUAAGGAAGGUACUGUGCACACAACGACUCGUGGAUGGGAUGGCUGCACGAGUGCAUUGUAUGUGUAUCUGUCGGUGUGAUCGUUCGUUCAGGCGUUGUGUGGCAUCACCAAGUUCGGCGGCCCUGCAGAGAUGGCCAUUCUGCUGCCUGCUCUCAAGGCGCUCGAAACCGCCAUUGGCAACAUCAAAAAGGUCAAGAAAGACCGCAUAGAUGACGCACAUACGAAGGCGUAGUCACCAAACACCCCCCCUCCCCUCCCGGCUGUAUGCUUGUGCCGUCCAGAGCGCCCUGUCAUCGUACCACCCCUCUGUGCGGGACAGCGACCCCCCCUCUGCCCUCGUCCGCCGCAUCGACAGAAGCGGCCUCAUCUGGCCGCUCCCCCCUCCCCUGUUUCUGCACCCCCUGCUGACCAUCCUCUUCGCCACGCCCCUCAAGACACCCCUCUCGGCGCCACACGCGUGCCGCAUCAUUCUCGACGCCCUCACUCUCAUGAGCGUCCUCACACACGCCAGGAGGGCCGAGAGGCGGGGCGAUGCCGGAUGGACAGGGGACCACCGGUGUGCGGCCAUCACGUACCCGCCAGGAGGUCUGCUGCACUACGCCCGGCUGCUGGGGGAGGCCGUCGAGCAGCACUUCCCCAAUCCGCAGCAUAUUGCCGACGCCAUCCCCUCCCUCCGGCCCCUCAUGAGGAUCACAGCAGCCAUCCUGCGAGAGGCUGAGCCCGCCCUCAACACAGACGACAGCCUCGCGCCGCUCAAGACCUUCCCGUGGACAUCCCUCCAGCGCCGAUUGCUGGAGCUGGCGAUCGGAUUUCUGGACCGGCUGACCGAUGAGGAUUGCGUGAAGGCCAUGUGUCUGGAGAGCGGGCGGCUGGCGGGGUGGCUGAGGGUGGUGCUGUGGGACGCCAGGCUGCAGUGGAGGGAGGGGGGGAGGGGGGUGGAGAGGCUGGUGGCACUGGUAGCACCGGAGGACAUCGAGGCGCACAGGUGAAUCAAACGCACUGGCGCGUUUGCCCACGAGGCGGAGUCUGGCCAAUCUCUCUCUGCGUCUCCCCGAACAGGCAUGUGGUGGCCCUCCGGCAGGCGGCCGAGCGUGUGCACGACCCAACAUCAGAACCGUCCUCCCCCCUGCCAGGCGGCCACCCUACCCUCUCCCUACUGCUGCUCACACACCCGCCCCCGCCCCCGCCAUCCAGCGACAUGGACCAAGACGACCAAUUCGCCACAGCCGACCCCACAGAGCGCACCGUGCACGCGGCCAUCCACCGCGUCUGCUUCGAGACCGUUGACGCUUUCCGGACACUGCAGGAGGGGGCGGAGGACGACACCGACUACAGAGUGUGCCUGUCGUAUUUGCUGCGGGUGGUCACGUGCCCGCAGGCAUCGGUGCGGCGGGCGUGCUUCGAGUGGGUGAGGGGGCGGCUGGAGCGGGAGAGCGAUGUGGCCACGGAAAGGGCGCUGAAGGGCCUGCUGGCGAGCCAGGACUUCCUGUACGAGGCCGCGGUCCACGGCGGCACAGAGGGCGCGCAGAUGGCCCACUGGCUGUGGGGCGCACUCGACGCCACCGCCCUUGAUGGCGACAGUGACACCGAGGGCAUCAGCCACUUCUGCCGCACCUUCCUGGAGACCUGGGACCCCCUGCACGACCAGCACCUGCCGAUAAUCCCCCCCGACCCACUGCAUCCUUCCCUCCCUCACGACGAGCACCGCUGCCUCAUCCAGCAGCUGUUCGCCAAGCAGGACGACGCGAGACGCAAGGCCGCCAUGGUGCUGUGGAGCACCGAGGGGGGGCAGGAGGGAAUCGGCGGUGUGAGUGGUAGUGGUAGUGGCGGCGCUAAGAGGUCGCCUUUCGCCUUUGUGAGCGACCCAUGGGGCAGUGUGCAGGAGUACUGGGGUGCGAGGGGGAUGGGCGAGAUGGAGCACUACCGGACGGCUGGGCUGGAGUGGCGCGACAAGGAUGUCAGGGAGCAGGUCAACGCCUUCGCCAAAGACACGUAAGUCACCAGCAACACACACACGCACACACACACACAGAGCUGCCAUGUGUGUCAAUCAAUCAGGUUUGAUUCGGGCAUGCUUGCCAAGGCCCUGACGAACGUGACGAUGACCCUGGUGUCCUGCCCCACCCCCGCAGCCUCCCUCCUGCUCCAUCCCUCUCCCCCAGACAUGCCCCCACUGCUGCCCCUAGUCCUGCACACCCUCGAGAAGACCGUCAACCACAUACAGCAGCGACACAGGAACGGCCCCCCAUCACCCACUGGCAUCGCGCCCCCGGCGCUGUUCAUCCGGCUGCCGGCAGACGAGGAGGCGACCAACGACCAGAAGCUGGUGCUGCAGGCGUGCCGCUUCUACACGCUGCUGCUGCUGACCUUCCGGCCGCUCUCGGCGGUGGGGCAGGCAGUCCUGGACCAGACGAGGAGUUUGAUGGUGGUGCUGCCGCUGUUCGCCUUCCACCAGCAGCCGGAGGUGCGGUGCGCGGCGCUGCAGCUGCUGGCGGCACUGGUGUUCCACCCCGAUGCCGUAUGGGCCCUCGAUGGGCGCAUGUGCCCUGAGAGAGGGCUGGAGAGCUACCUCUGUGGCAAGACGUCCGUGCGGCCGCCCAUCUCCCCCCCGCCCCGGCACGUGACGCCGUUCAGCCCAUUCAGCGCCUCACCGUCUCAAGCGUCAUCCCAUGAGGCGGAGGAGGACCGGUCCCUCCCGCCGCUGGAGUUCUACGUGCCGCCAUGGUUCGAGACUGCCUACAGCGUCCCCCUCCCCACCCAGGUCCCGCCAUGCCCCAGCCCAUCUGCCCACUUCUGGAAGAACAGAAGGGCGACUGGCAUCACCGACCAGGCCCUGUUCCUCGCCCGGGCGCUCAUCCACUUCGACAAGACCGCCGAGUUUGGCGAUGAGGCGCUGGGUUCGUCGUCGGGCGAUGCGCCGCUGAGCGAGAUGAAGGGCGGCGAGCGGCUGCUGACGCCGCAUGAGGCCCAGCGGAUGGUCGACGGGAGCCCCGAGAGCGCGUCGCUCAUCGACCAAAUGGCCACUGCAUUCCACACGCCCCCAUCCGUCCCCAACACGCAGCCUCGCCUCAAGACGGCUGACAAGGGAGAGCCCCCGCUGCACCCGACCGUCAUCCGCUUCACAGAGGCCAUGCGCAAGACCGUCAGCCUUCUUGAAGCCCUUCCACCCGUCCCCCCUCCCCACAGUGAGGCAUUGUCGGGACUGGAGGGUCUGCAGGAGGCGUGUGCGGCCAAGGGCGGCCUGGCGGGGUUUGUGUGGGGGUGUGCUUCCUUCCUGGCCGACGAGAUGCAGAUGGAGGAAGUGGUGAAAGAGGGAGAGGGAGGAGAGGGGGAGGGGGAGGGUGGUGGCGACGGCAGCUACUGGCACGUGUGUUGGCGUGUGCCGCGGCAGCAGCGGCUGCCGGUGCCAUCUCGGUAUGGCCAUGGCCGGAAGAGAGGCGUGUGGAGUGACUAUGGCCGUGACCUAGAGCUGCUGAUCGGUGCACUGGAUGUGGUGGUGCACUUCCUGAGGCGGCCGGAGCUGGACAAGGCCGUCUGGGGGUCAGAAGGUGAGAUUAAGAAACACACGUGGUCCUGAAGUCGUGCAAUUUUGGUCUAGUCUGCAUUUUGCAUUAUAUUCCACUGUGUGUGAUCCCCCGGUCAGAGUGGCUGGAGUGUUUGGUGCGUUUGCUGGAUGUCACGGAGCGGCGACCUGACCUCCGGCAGCUCAGGUGACAGACACACCAACCAACCACACCAAGCCAUUCCCGUCUUCCUCCGCAAUCUCACCGUAUGUUUGUGUUGCGUCUCUGGCUGCAAACAGACAUCUGGUCUUCUCGGCCACAUCCCUGCUGCCCCUCUCAGACAUAGCCGACAUAGAAGUCAGCCGCCUGGAGCAGGAAGCCAUCGCAGCGGCAACAUGUCCGGAGAACCGCGACGACGACAAGAAUGGCACCGACCCCCCUCCCCCGACUCUCCCAUCCCCCAGCCCUCCCCCCGCCCACCGUCCGAGGCUUCUGCUCAUCCUCUCCCACUUCCUACGGUCGCAGCACGGCCGCAAGGACAGCCGCAUCGGAUCUUCCGCCGUGCUCGCGGCCCUUCUCGCGGUGGAGCAGGUGGUGGUCAAGGGGCCGCUAGAGACGGCGAGUGAGGCGCUCGUGAGUGCGGUGGAGCCGCUGACGGAGCACGUCAGUGGCGCGAUCCGUGCACAGGCGUGGCGGACGCUGAGGGCGACGCUGAUGGCUGUGGAGAUCACGCAGGACACGCACACUCUUGCCUAUGCCCUGCGGUUCCAGCUGGAGGGGCCGACACUCCACGCCGUGGACAUUCUCGUGGAUGAGGGACCGAUGCUCGAGCUGACCGAACGCAAUGACGACCACACCGAUGGCCAUCACCACCAUGACGAGCAGGGGGACGACACCCACAGCAUAGCUGACGGCGAGGCGCCACGUGCUCCAUCUCACGAGAGCAAGAUGGGCGUGAAGGUGUGCCACGACUCCGGUGACAAGUGGCUGGAGGUCACGGAGGCGGCGUCGUUUCUCGCUGAUGUGUGGGUGCGGUAUGCCCGGCAACAGGAGACCCUCUCCCUGCCGACACACACACACGACAGCAACGGGCAGCAGCCAACGGACCCGAGCGAAGGAACAGAGGGAGAUGCAGACACCCCCCUCGUCACCACAAACACACACACCGGCCCCAUCGAGCAGAUCGUCCACCGGCUCUCGUCGACCCCCUUCCUCUGUCGCCGUGUGCCGUACCUCCUCAUGAGCCCCGCAGCGUCCCUCCGGCUCAAGACGGUGACGGUUCGGCUGCUGCGUAUGACGCUGAGGGAGGCAGACGUGACCGUCAUGGCCUGUCUGGAGAGCGCACUGCCCUUCAGAGCAGCGGCAGCAGACGAUACUCAUGGUGGUGGAGGUGGUGGUGAUCCGUGCAGUCCGUUUCGGUUUUUGUCGGUGUGGGAGCUGAUGGCCAUGACACUGAGGGAGGUCGCCAGGGAUGGCGGGGAUGGGGGCGAUAUCGACAAGACCAACCUCGGUACCCAAACACACAUACACACACAGGAGAGUCGAGUGCCGUCCUGCCCGCCUUCCCUGUUCCGGUGUUAGGCCUGGAGAUAGUGUGGUUCGCAUCAGAGGUGGUGCUGCGUCAGCCCGACCAGCUGUCCCUCAUCGCAUACACCAGCAGCCGCACCACACACACCAACACCGAUACCGUCACCAACACCACCACUGACAGAGGGAGGGGCCCUGCGGUCGACGGCCAGCCAGACGAGCCCCUCGCCGUCGCCUUUGGCACCUUUCUCACCGCGUCAUCACACAGGCUGGAGCGUCAUCUCGCCCUCACACAAGACAGUCCCCCCGCCCUGCGCGCGAUCGAGGCGCAGCUGCGGGCCCUCAUCACGGCUCUCACCAACCUUCUCGAGGCCACCGAGCACGCCGCCGACGGCAACGGGGAGCAGCAGGCCUGGGCGCACACCCUCACGGCGUGGCUGUGGAACACACACGCCCUCGCAUCCUUCAUUUUACUGUGUCUGGGGGGUGUCGACGACAUGAAGGCCACCAAGGCUGGAGGAGGUGGUGGGGUGAGGCUGGGUGAGGGGGUGCUCAAGGGCGCCAUGGGGCUGCUCACUCGGGUGCUGGAGCUGUGCGCCUGUCUGGACGUGCCGGUCGCCUUGGACAAGGCCACACAAGACGCCCUCUGCCGGCGUCUCUGCCUGCACGUCCGCGAGUGGCUUCACGAGACCUGGACCUCACUCUUCCUCCUCCACCACUCCCACCACCCACCCCACCAGCAGGCAGACCCCCACCCCCUGCUGCUUACCGCCGGCCAGGCCCUCACACACGUCAUCCACACCCUCCCCGCCACAGCGUCAGUCGUCAUUCAGAUGGACCUGCCGGCGACACUGGAGCGGCAGGUGGACAAGAUCACCCGCAGCAAGGGACUGCUCGAGGCGGGGCUCCUCGAGACGGCCACAGAGCUGCGGCCGCUUGACGGCCAUCCAUAUGGCAAGAGGGGCGGUGUGAAGGGCAGCAGGGAGGGGCAGGAGGGUGCUGGUGGUGGUGGUGGUGGUGGCAAGGAGAGGGAGAGAGAGGUGGCGGGGCCCACGGCUGCUUACCUGAACCUGUUGGUACUGUUCAUCAGGUGGGUGCCGAUGCAGGAUUGCGCCGGUUGUCUUGUAUGUGUGUGUGUGUGUGUUGUCAGGUUAUUUGGUGCGGUGUUGACGUCCUCCCCGGCGGCCAUGCGUCACGCCUUGGUAGUGUCGUCCGUGUCGCAGAGCCUGCUGGUGCGGGUGGUGUGGGCCUGCUGGAAGAUAGCUCUCCUUCACGAAGACGUCAUGACGGAGGUAGGCAUUGCACUGCACACAUCCCCCCUCGCCAUGUCUGUCUCCAUAUCCAUCCAUCCAUGCGUGCAGAUAUUAGACCUCCUUCUCGGCUGCCUCGCCACCAAGUUCUCCCUCGACGACCAUCCCCCGCCCCCUCCCACAGACCAGCCCGACACAGACGACAGAGAGGAGCAGGGCCAGGGCCCCCCCAGCCCCACACGCGACCCCGAGCAGAGCUCUCUCGACGACCGCCUGCGCUCCCAGACGGCCAGGCAGCUGUACAAGAGCCAGUUCCUGUCGACCCUCAUGGCGUUCGUGUCGCGGCAGCUGCAGCUGCAGAUGGUGGUGUCGUCAUCUUCACCGCCGUCAUCGAGUGUGGGCGGGAGCGUCAAGGGGGCCGGCGGCAAAGCACCUGGGGAGAGGGAGAGGGACAAUGGCGUUCGUGUGGGCGGUGUGGCCAUGACUGUUGGGUGGCCGUCACUCAAGGAGGGCGGAGGUGGGGGUGCUGGUAGUGGUGGUGCUGGUGGAAAUGAGGUGUCCACGGCAACACUUUGCAAGCAGCUGCAGGUGGACGAGUGGGCGGAUGGGCAGAGAGAGGCACAAACGCGCCAAGAACCACACACGGACUGGAUUAUCCAUGUGUGGUGUGUUAUGCCUCCCCCCUCCCUCUCUCUCUCUCUCUCUCUGUCGUGCAGGUGCUGAGUGUGUGUGUGGACGACUCUUUCGACAGCCGGCCAGAGCUGCUGCGCUUCAUCGCCACCCUCGUGGACUCCCUCCGCCAGAUGCUCUCACGGCGGGCAUACACAUCGGCGUCUUUCAUCCCCACGGGCCAGGCGCAGCGCAUGCUCGCCAUCAUGCAGUUCCUCUCGUGCGGCGCCCUCUCCAGCCAGGCCGACGGGCGCAUGGCCGCGCUCAUACUCGGCCUAUCACGGCCAGCAGGUCAGUGAAGUGAGGCGGAAAGAGACACCAGCACGGUGUGUGGUCUGUCUGUCGGUCAGGGAGUGGUCAUGUGUUCAUCACGGACGCCUCCCCGUCUGCUGCUACCGGCCAGGCGACGGCCGUCGUGCCCACCGCCAGCAGCACCAAAUCGACAGAGGGGCUGGAGAUCUGGCUGGAUCUCAUCAACGACACCACAAACCUCCCCGACGCCAUACGCACAGCAGCCAGACAGCAGCAACAGCAACAGCAACAGGCCAACACCAGUAGCAGCGGCGCUGCAAUCAUUCUGGACCCCCAGGCGCCCACAGGCACCACCCACACCAGCAGCAUCUUGCGAAUGCUGCCCAGGAGCCGCACACAGCCGAGGGAUAAGGAGAGGGAGAGGCCAUCGCCACCAUCCGGCGGCCAGGCAGCCGACAGGAGGCGGCGUCACAACACAGUGCGGCAGGUGUGCUGCAUCGCGCGUGCCAAGGCGGCGGCGCUGCGGGUGAUGGUCAGCCUGAUGCUCUCCCCCUCCUGCCGCGAGCUGAGGCGCAACACCCUCCUGCUUCUCAAGAGCCACCGACACACCCUCCCGUCGCUCACAGGCUGCGUCGCACUCUCUGUCGGCGUGGGCGUCGGGGUGGGCAGCGGCAGCAGCAGCAGUCGGGAUGGUGGCCGUCACAGUGGGUUCUACAUGGACGUCCUGUGCAACGCCCUGCAGCUGCUGGUGGUGAUCCUGCAGGAGGACUCGCGAGCGGUCACGUCGGCGAGGAAGGAGAGGGACUUCGUGGAGGCCCUGGGCAGCACCAGGGCCCGACUGCUGGAGGGGGAUGUGGAUGUGGCGCGUUGGUGUGAGGUGGUGUGGGAGAUGGUGGGCGGGGGGGAGGAGAGAGAGAGGGAGGAGCAGGAAGCGCUGCAGGAGUGCACACACUGACCGAUGGCUUGGUACUGUCGAUAGAGAGAGAGGAGAUAGCAUAGCAUAGCUAGGAUGGCAGUUAACACAACAAACUGUCACCGAGUGUACAGGCAUACAAAUGGAAUGGAUGAGUUAG
Molecule: messenger RNA, 10049 nt
Organism: Vitrella brassicaformis
Lineage: Eukaryota; Vitrellaceae
Source: the annotation of a GenBank genome assembly